Messenger RNA from Juglans regia (Persian walnut), 1833 nucleotides. Its product is annotated as serine/threonine-protein kinase SRK2A-like. Bases 375 to 1388 code for a protein of 337 amino acids. The record is from RefSeq and is a predicted model, not a curated record. Gene Ontology annotation, molecular function: protein serine/threonine kinase activity; ATP binding. The transcript is spliced from 9 exons. Lineage: Eukaryota; Viridiplantae; Streptophyta; Magnoliopsida; Fagales; Juglandaceae. Gene Ontology annotation, biological process: intracellular signal transduction; protein phosphorylation.
AAUUAUGUUUCCCUCCUUCUCUCGCUCUCGCUCUCGCAGUCUCGCUUUUUAUUCUACCCUACUGGCUGCUGAGAGCUGAUACGUUACUCUCUCUCUCUCUCUCUCUCUCUCUCUCAAUGUGGAAUGACUGUUUCAGAUUCUUUGCUUUCCUUAAAUCUCCAAGUCUCCGAAAUCCUCCCCCCCUCUCCGAAUCCGAUUCCCAUUUGAAUAGGGGUAUAGAGUUUGAAACCAUUGCGGUCGAGUUUUGUGCUUCUCCUUCUUCUCGAGCAUGAGGGCAUGAAUUGAGGGCUCCGCUAUUGAUUUCGAUUGAUGAGUAUAACACUGAAACCGGGGUUUAGCACAUAACGAGAGGCGAAAGUUAAGAGAUAAUAUCGAUGGAGAAUUACGAGCUAGUGAAAGACAUAGGGUCUGGGAAGUUCGGAGUGGCCAGGCUAAUGCGGGACAAACAAACGAAAAAGCUCGUCGCCAUGAAAUACAUCGAGCGGGGACACAAGAUUGGUCAGAAUGUGGCGAGAGAAAUCAUAAACCACAGAUCGCUUUGCCAUCCAAACAUUAUUCGGUUCAAGGAGGUGGUUUUGACUCCUACCCAUCUGGCUAUCGUCAUGGAGUACGCCGCGGGUGGAGAGCUAUUUGAGCGAAUUUGUGCUGCCGGAAGGUUUAGCGAAGAUGAGGCGAGAUAUUUUUUCCAACAGCUCAUCUCUGGAGUGUGCUACUGCCAUUAUAUGCAAAUAUGCCAUAGAGAUUUGAAGCUGGAAAAUACCUUGCUGGAUGGAAACCCUGCUCCUCGCCUGAAGAUUUGUGAUUUUGGUUAUUCAAAGUCAUCUCUGCUACAUUCGAGCCCCAAAUCAACCGUUGGAACUCCAGCAUAUAUUGCACCUGAGGUUCUUUCACGGAAAGAGUAUGAUGGCAAGUUGGCGGAUGUAUGGUCAUGUGGAGUGACUCUUUAUGUUAUGCUAGCGGGAGUAUAUCCAUUUGAAGAUCCGCAAGACCCAAAGAAUCUCAGGAAAACUUUCAAUCGAACAAUAGCUGUUCAGUACAAGAUUCCAGACUAUGUUCACAUAUCUCAAGAUUGCAAACAACUUAUUUCUCGCAUUUUUGUUGCAAAUCCUCUAAAGAGGAUCACCAUUAACGAAAUCAAGAGCCACCCAUGGUUUUUGAAGAACUUGCCAAGGGAACUAACAGAGGCUGCUCAAGCCAUAUACUACAAGGAAGAGAACCCCUGCUUUUCCCUCCAAAGCGUGGAAGAUAUAAUGAAAAUUGUCAAUGAAGCCAAAGUUCCUCCCCCAUCUUAUGGAUCAAUCGGAGGCUUUGGUUGUGGAGGAGAAGAAGAUGGUGACAGCAAGGAAGAAGAUGUCAAUGAUGAGGAGGAAGAAGUUCAUUUCAGUUAAGGCUAAUCUAUUACUUCUUAAUUAUUUUAGGAAAGAAUUUUGGUUGUCGAGUCUCUCUCAAUUGCAGUAUGGUUUCUUGUUUGUAUGAAAGUCAGUUUUUUCUGCUUGGGACAUGCUCUUCUAUAAAUGUUUGUAAAUUUACAGUGUCGUGGUCAGUCUCUGCACAACCAGGAACUGAAUGUUACUCUGUCCAAGAACUAUUAUCUUGGAAACAACAUUAGGAUUGCUAAAUACCUUUGAGGAUUGCAAACCCUCCUCUUGAGGGUAUGGAGGGAAAAUGGGUUGUGUAGUAGUAAGGUUGUUAAGGGUUUGGAUGGUCUAGGGGUUCUAGCAGAGAACAUGGAAUUCUUGUAAGAUGUUUUCACUCCCUUAAGGUUGUAUAUACGGAAGGUUGGCCUGAUUAAAGGGCUAUGCCAAUAAAAUAGUCUGUUUUUUUUUUUGCUCA